ACGUGUGGCAAAGAUGGAGUCGGCUGUGGGCCUGGAGGAGGAUUUCCAGCUCUUCAUAGACUUUCACGGCGGCGCGUUGCGAGCCUCGGGAGUGCCUCCGCUUUACUGGAAGAGCUUGCACCUUAAACUGGCGCAGGAGGUAUUUGAUGCUGGUGAAGUAUUUGGGAUCAUGCAAGUAGAAGAUGAUGAGGUUGAUGAAGAUGAUCCAGAGGAAAAGAUGUCACUUAACCCAGGGACACCCCCUGUUUACAAAGUCAUCAUCACCAAAGAAGAGGGGCUUCAGGCAGCAAACCCAGAUAGUAUUUUCUUAAUUGAUCAUGCCUGGACCUACCGAGUGGAUCAAGCUCGUCAGCAGCUUUGGGAAAUCCCUGGCUUGCUGCACCGGAUGGCCAAUCUUGCUGGGGUGGAAUUCCACGGAGAAGUCCCAGAUGAUGAUAUCAUUGACAAUGUGUUGGCUGAGUUGUGGGCUUUCAGCCACACAUAUAAGCUAUCCCAGGGGUCAGCGGAAGAACAAGUACCAAUGUGGUAUGUCAUGGAUGAGCUUGGGUCUCAGAUCCAGCACUCUGACGAACCAACGUUUCAAAUCGUUCCAUUCUUUUAUGGACUGGGACAGAUGGCCUUCUCCUUGUUGUGGCCACUGCGGAAUCUCGAUCAUGGUGAAGAGGUCACGUGGGAUCAUGCACAUGGUGAGCGAAACCCUCUGAUCCGGAAAUGCAGGCUGUUGCCUUGGCAACCAGCUGACUUGAGGGAGGUUGAUGCAAGCAUCAGCGAACCGCCAGAAGACUACUUUAAAGCUGUUUUAGCUGACAAUAAAGAAAUUCUUCCUCUUCCGAUAGAACCACCAGUUUAUCAGAAGGAUAAAAUUUUUAAGAUUUAUACAGAUAUUAAACAAGUGUUGGAAAAUCUGAAUGCCCCACGCUUUGUUUUUACAGAAGAUGAAAAGGAGGCCGAUAUUCUAUACUUGUACCAUCAUAUCAAAGACUACAGGGCUCUGAGUGAGAAGAGGCCCCACGUUAUGGUCAAUCAGUUUCCAUGUGAAAACCUACUGACAAUGAAGGAUUGCUUGGCUGCCUUGGCUAGGCGAGCUGGAAGUGUGGAUGGUCCAAAGUGGUUGCCACUUACCUAUAACCUUAGCACUGAGCUACCUCAGUUUGUGAGCUGUUACCAACAGCGUCAAGACAGAGGCGAGGACAAUCACUGGAUCUGCAAACCCUGGAACCUUGCUCGAGGUCUAGACACACACAUAACGAACAACCUCAACUACAUCAUUCGCCAAAGGGAAAGUACGCCCAAGGUGGUGUGCAAGUACAUUGAGAAUCCAGUGCUGUUUGAUAGAGAAGACGUAGAAGGAUUGGUUAAGUGUGACAUUCGGUACAUUGUUCUUCUCCGUUCAGUCCAACCAUUGCAGCUGUAUGCAUACAAUGUAUUCUGGCUCCGCUUUUCCAAGAGGCCUUUCCCCGUGGAUCAUCUUGAUGAUUACCAGAAACAUUUUACAGUUAUGAACUAUGUUGAUGAAACUCAACUUAAACAGGUUCACUACAAUGAGUUCAUUCCAAUGUUUGAGAAGCAAUACCCCAAGUAUACAUGGACAAGUAUUGAAGAGGAAAUAUAUAAAUCAUUUGUUGAACUAUUUCAAGUCGCUACUGCUAAACCUGCCCCCUUUGGUAUCUGCAAUUAUCCAUCCUCCCGAGCGAUAUAUGCUAUUGACCUCAUGCUGAAGUGGGAUACUGAUGGUGACGGGAAACCAAUCAUGCAACCUCAGAUCCUCAAGGUGAAUUAUAGCCCUGAUUGUGCCAGAGCCUGCAAGUAUCAUCCCAGCUUUUUCAAUGACAUUUUCAGUGUACUCGCCUUGGAUGAGGUGGCUGGUCACAAUGUCACUCGCUUGAGCUAAUCCUAUCUGGAUUCAUGACACGGAUUGUUGCAGAUCUUCCAGGUUUGAGGAAAACCACUCAGCAAGUGGUGGAUGACACCAGACAUCAAGAAGAUACAGACAUGAGAAAGUUAAAUUGCAGAUUGGGCCCUUCUAUGCCUUUCACAUCAUUGGAAGUAGAGUUUUCAAGCCUAUUUUUAAGUUUCCUUCCAGUAACUUUUGAGAAAAAAGCCCUGGAACAGCCUUAAUUUGCAGCUGGUUUAACAUUCUGACAUUAAAUAAGUAAUCUUGCUUUGAGUUGUAUGGUUUCUUUGUAGGAAUAGUGUUGAAGAUGGGAAAUUUUACAUGGUCAGGUAUACUUGCAAAUUUUUCUUCAAAGGUUUGUGUUCCUGAGUGGUGACUAAGGGCCAGCUACCAUAUCAGAAAUCCAUAUUGUUAGUGUCAUAGAGAAUCACAUUGUCUCAGAGUUUUACAGCCCAGAAAUGGGUCCUUCAGCCCACCACAUCCAUACCAACCUUAUUGCCCACCUACCCUCAUCCCAGUUGCCUGCAUUAGGACUGUAUCCUUCUAGGCCUUGCUAUUUAAGUAUCUGUCUAAAUAUCUCUUAAGUGUAAUAAUUGUAUCCGACUCCACCACCUCCACUGGCAGUGAGUUCCAGAUAUCAACCACCCUGUGUGUAGGGGAAAAAAAAUCAACUUGCCCGUCAAGUACCCUUUAAACCUCCAACCUCUCACCUUAAACCUGCGUUGCUUUGUUUUUGAUAAGCCUACCAUGGGAAAGAGAUUGACUAUACCCUAUCUGUGCUUCUCAAUCUUAUAUACAUAAUUGAAAUGUUUUGUUUUGCUUCUUUUGUUUUAAAGUUUAUGUAAAAAGUUGAAAAAUUGAAAAGGAGCUUAAUGGCUAAAGUAACUGGGGUUUAUUCACCUAGGUCUUAAAGUGAAUCAAAUGAGAGAUUACUUUUCAUCUUGGUUCUUCUCAUUUUUGGUUGCCUCUUCCAACCACCUCAACUGAAUUAUUUUGCAGUCUUUAAAACAGACUAAUUAUAAGUAAGUGAAGGCACUGUUCUCUUAAGGCUGUACUGCCUUGCUUUUCUCUGUUAGACUUUUUAUGUAACAGUCAGCCAUCAUAAUACAGUAUGCUCAAAAAACAGAGGUCCACACUGGUCACUUUUACAAGUUCCCUGGAAUUCUGGUUCCUCCAACUUCCUGCGGUUGUUUGUUCAGGCCCAGAGAUGAAGGAAGUCUGCCAAGAGAUCCAGAUGAAGAGGACGUGAGCUGGAAACACCACCUGAGUAAUGUCAUGUCCAGCACAGCUCUUCUGAAGGUACAGCUGACGCAAAGUGACUGGAACUUCAGGUAGCACCUGCUGGCUCUGCCUGAGGAUUACUUGAAGCUGCCUUUGCUUGCCUGAAGUGUUCCACUUCAUUGGCACACCAGUUCUUGCCUUGAAAACAUAGAACAUUACAGCACAGUACAGGCCCUUGGGCUCAUGAUGUUUUGCUGAUAUUUUAUCCUGCUCUAAUAUCUAUCUAACUCUUCCCUCCACAUAGCCCUCCAUAUCACUAUCAACAUAAAAGCGCCUGGAAUAGUCGUACCUUCCUGAAAAUGGUGCAGAUGUCUCCAAAAUUUUGUGCAGAUAUCAUCCAUAAAACUGUAAAAGUGCACAGCAUCUCAUUCUGUAUUGUGUAUCUGUAU
Messenger RNA from Pristis pectinata (smalltooth sawfish), 3564 nucleotides. It is a transcript of the gene ttll12, whose product is annotated as tubulin tyrosine ligase-like family, member 12. Bases 14 to 1891 code for a protein of 625 amino acids. Gene Ontology annotation, biological process: protein modification process. Lineage: Eukaryota; Metazoa; Chordata; Chondrichthyes; Rhinopristiformes; Pristidae. The record is from RefSeq and is a predicted model, not a curated record. The transcript has 14 exons.